This is a messenger RNA of Siniperca chuatsi (mandarin fish), 7461 nucleotides long. RefSeq names its product forkhead box J3 (gene foxj3). Gene Ontology annotation, molecular function: RNA polymerase II cis-regulatory region sequence-specific DNA binding; DNA-binding transcription factor activity, RNA polymerase II-specific. The coding region runs from base 540 to 2546 and encodes 668 amino acids. NCBI's taxonomy places the organism in Eukaryota, Metazoa, Chordata, Actinopteri, Centrarchiformes, Sinipercidae. Gene Ontology annotation, biological process: regulation of transcription by RNA polymerase II. Gene Ontology annotation, cellular component: nucleus. The record is from RefSeq and is a predicted model, not a curated record. The transcript has 13 exons.
CCUUCGUGUGCGUCGUCGUAUAUGAAAGUAGUUCCGGGCACUUAACCCAAACGGGGGAGAGUCCCGGAUGUUGGCUCGGCCGCCGAGAGAAAGGCGAACAGGAGAAGGCGGAGAGAAGCUGAGGAGGAACGCCACGGCACCGCGGGCACACCGGCGAAGCUACGACUACGGCGGCUCUUUGCACAGGACGAUAACGUCAAGAGCACAGGACACCCCUGAGGAGCCCCUGCUAGCUGAAGAAGAGGAGGUGGAAGGAAGGGGAGGGGGCAGUUACUCUGAAACUAUCGUCAGGAUUACAGAGAGCCACCGUCACAUCAGCUUUCACCCAGAGGGGAACUACUGUAACUACCCACACUAGAGCUUGUUGGAGUUGACCUACAGAAGACGUUAUGCUGAUGUCUUGAGCUGAGGGAGACUUCAUCCUCAAUCUGUCAGUCGUCUAUGUUUAUUAUUCCACACCUGGUCCACUCUCCAUCAGUCACCGAGCACCAACAGUAACCACCACCACCACCUGUCCCCCUUCCCAGCCUGCCGUCACCAUGACGUCGGAGCUGGAGAGCAGCCUGACCUCCAUGGAUUGGCUUCCUCAGCUGACCAUGCAGGCAGCAAUCCGCAAGGCGGACGCUCAGAAUGCCCACGGGCCAGGCAUGGGCAAGAAGAGUACCCUACUGGAUCCUAACACCACGCUGGACCAGGAGGAGGUGCAGCAGCACAAGGACGGCAAGCCACCCUACAGCUACGCCAGCCUCAUCACGUUUGCCAUCAACAGCUCGCCAAAGAAGAAGAUGACACUGAGUGAGAUCUACCAGUGGAUCUGUGAUAACUUUCCUUACUACAGGGAGGCGGGCAGUGGCUGGAAGAACUCAAUACGGCACAAUCUGUCAUUGAACAAGUGUUUUCUCAAAGUGCCUCGCUCCAAAGAUGACCCAGGAAAGGGCUCUUACUGGGCCAUCGACACCAACCCAAAGGAGGACGCCUUGCCCACACGGCCAAAGAAGAGGCCGCGGUCUGGAGAGCGGGCUUCUACGCCGUACAGCCUGGAGUCGGAGUCUUUGGGGAUGGAGUGUAUGAUCUCUGGAAGUGCCUCUCCAACGCUGGCAAUCAACACUGUGACUAACAAGGUACUACAACCAGCCAUCCAGCCUCCAGCUCCAACACACACCUGGCUACACGGCUGCACCCUGACCCCACCCACUUCUCCAACCACCUACAGCACCAUUCCCCACAGAGAGAGGAGCACUCUAGUGGAGGUGGCAUUGUACAACACAGACCAGGAGGGGAGCGAUAGUCCAAGAAGCAGCCUUAACAACAGCCUGUCUGAUCAGAGUCUGGCUUCCGUCAAUCUCAACAGUGUGGGCAGUGUGCACAGCUAUACACCGGUGACCAGUCACCCAGAGCCCGUGUCCCAGUCUAUGAGCCUCCAGCAGCCCCCCCAGUCCCAGUACAACAUGCCAGACAGGGAUAAGCAGCUCCUGUUUUCUGAAUUUGAAGAUCUCAGUGCCUCCUUCCGCAGCCUUUACAAGUCUGUUUUUGAGCAGUCCUUCAGCCAACAAGGUCUGAUGGGCAUACCGUCAGAUUCCUCCCAACAGACCCACACCUCCUGCUCCUAUCAGCACUCCCCCAGUGGCACCAUUAGCACUCAGAACAGCCUGUCAAACAACCAGCCCAACAGCCACCCCAACAGCCACUCCGCCAACAGUGGCCAGGUGCCUCUGUCCCAUCCGGCCCAAGCCCACCCUGGCCACGGCUCGCCCCACGCACAGCACCUCCCGCAGCACGGCGGCACCCACAACCAACACAGCCAACACGCCCAGCACAGUCAACACAGUCAGCACCCACAGCACCCCCAGCACGCUGUGCACUCCCAGCACGGGCAGCACCCAUCGCAGCACCCGUCCCACGGCCAGCACCCACAGCAACACACGCCACACCCCUCCCAACACACGCAGCACAGCCAGCACCCUUCUCAACAUGGACAGCAGCAUCAGAGCCUCUCCCACCAGCCUCAUCCUACCCAGCAACAGAUGGCCUGCAACACAGGUUUACUGUCUGACUGGUACCCAAAUCUGGAUGCACUGAAAGAAAGCUGUCGUAUUGCUAGCAGCUAUAACUGGGCUGAUGUCGACCUUUCACCUUUCCAAGGAUUAAGAGAGAGUAUGAGACAAGCGGAGUUGAACAAUUGGUCCCUGGAACCCACCCAGAUCGCAGACCUCUGCUCGUCCAUCAACCAAUUUUUCGCUCGCACCGGUGUAAUCCAGCCACAAGGGGCAGUGCAGCCUCCUGUUUGUCAUAGCUCCAUGCACCCCAACAAACCCAGCCAGCACCUCAACACAGGAAAUCUCUACAUGGACUCCAGACAGAGCAUGUCCAUGAUGGGUCCUCCAGGAUAUCCCCACAUGUCCCCCAUGAGCAACGCAGGACCCACAAUGACAGGACACCAUGCACCGAUGAACCAGCAGCACAUGAUACCUACCAGAAACUUCCAGAUGCAUCGCAUGCCAGCUGAUGACAUCCAGGAUGACUUUGAUUGGGACUCCAUUGUCUAGCCCCUAGACCUCCUUUUGCAAACAAAAGGGAGCGAAGAGAGGAGGUGGAAGUCAGGCUGAGCUGAAAGGCCGCAGGAGGAGGAGGAGGAGGCCACUGUGGGUGGGAUGCAGAAGAACAUUUGACAAGCUUUGGAGAAAGACAGACUUCAGAGUCCUGACAUUUUUACAAAAGCAAAACAUAACUAGAAAAUGUUACUUUGAAGACAAUCAUAUUUAGUCGGACAUGUUAAAGUGAUUGCUUAUGUACUUGUCUAGAGACAAGUAAAACACAUUCACGUCUAAACCACAUGCUCCUCAGCUCCUCAGCCAGCCCGCUCCCCGCUCCCCGUCCCUAGCCAUCAGCCUUCAAUACCCCCCACCCCCCGCGCUCCGUAACUGUUAUGUGAUUUGAGCGACGUGUUCAGCUUGUAAUUCUUCUCGUGUUGACAUUGGCCUCAGCUGCCUCUUGGAUGAGUUAAUCUCUUUCUUUUUUUUAUUAUUUGUUUUUUUGGUUUUUAAGAAACACAGGCCGUCUCUGUGAGUAAUGUGAUGGUGCUCGUUGGUCACUUUUGGGAGAAAGUGGGCCCCACUGUGGCUGAGUUGGUGGUAAAGUUAGGUUUACAAUAACUGAGGUUUUGAACAGGGUGUUAAAUGUUUAAGCAGGCUUGAUAGUAAAACAAACCAAGAGAGAAAGUGAGCGAGAGAUCACAGAAAGGAUUGUGAUCUGUUUUCAUAGCCAACUAAUGUGAUCAGGCUCACUGGAACAGACUAGUUUUGGGAGUGCAGCAACUUUUUUUGUUUUCUUAGUUAUGUCUCGAGCACUUCAAGAUGAGUGAAUAUGAUAAGUGUGAGAAGAAGGUGAAAGCAAGCAAGUCAGAAAUUUUUUGUCUUUUUGAAAUUCAUUCAACCCAAAGUAACCUGAGAUUUAUGUUCUCUGUGUGCAUCAUGUUGGUUAAUAAUUGCUUUACCAAUCAGAAGCUGUUGUAACAUUAAAUACUAACCAAAUUCACAUUUUCAAGCAAGUUUUAAUGGUAAAGUUCAUCAGUUUUAGAUGGGUAGCCUAUUGAUCAUUAAGCCGUAAUCAUUCAGAAACAAUGAAAUCUAUAUCGGCUGAUCUUCGCUUAUCACCAGUAUAUUUGUAUUGGCAUAUACUGUAUAUCAGCCAAUAAGUAACAAUAAAUUGCAGCAAAGAAAUGUCAAAGAUGUUUUUGCGAUAAUUUAGAAGCUGUGUUUCUGUUACAGUUUGUCUACCAGAGAGCACUGUCAAGUUGAUUUUCAAACUGUUAAGUGGCCUGCUCAGACCAUAUCAUGGUCAUAUUUCUUUAAAAAACUAGUUUAGAGAACAUGUUUGUUUAUUCUAAAAAACAAACAUCAGCUGAUAUAUCAUUAUCUGAUCUGAAACUUUGAAAUAUCUGUAUUGGUAGAAACAGCUGGCCUGCCUCUGUCACCUACCUGCACCUCUAAAGCUCACUAAUUAACACGAUAUAUCAUGUUUGUUAAAUCUGUGCAAUAACUGAAGCGUAAAAAUGGUUUUAGUGUGGGACUAUUUCUUGGCUGGUUGCAGUGACUUCCUGGAGAUAUAACAUGUUAAUUAAUGAGCUUUAGAGGUGGUCGUAGGCUGAUUUUGUUAUUGUUGGACAGAGCCAGGCUGACUGAUUCCCUCAGUUCCCAGUCUUUGUGCUAAGCUAAGCUAAUUGUCUGCUGGAGGUGGCUUCAUAUUUACUGUACAGACGUAAGAGUGGUAUUGAUCUUCUCAUCUAACUCUCGGCAAGAAAGCAUAUAACCAUAUUUUCCAAAAUGCCAAACUAUUCCUUUAAACAAUUACACUUAAAAUUGUAUGCAACCAUAUUAUAACAAUUUAUACUAGUGACAGUAACAAGUAAAACAUCGAGAGCCUGUAUGCAAUUUUAAAAUGGUUUCAAGCCUCACUCAUUUGAGACGUCGCUAGUAGACCAAUAAAAUGUAUUAAAAUAAAAAAACUAAUAGAAUCUGGUGUGAAAGCUUCUUAAAUGUCUUAAUACUUUGAUUAUUUAAUGAUCAAUAGGAUAUGUAUCAGAUGUUGAACUUUCCAUUUGAAAAGGGCAGAAAAGCAAGAGUUUUUACUGUACGUGUCCUUGAUUUGUAGAGUUACGUCAUGCCUUUUUCUGCCAGUUGUACAUCAAAGUGACUUUUUGAUGCUACACUCACUGUUUGUUACUUCUGCAUUUAAAUUAUGGAGAUAUGAUUCUUUUUUUAGCUGCCCAAUGUUUUGUUAUGAUAGUUCGAAAGCGUAAGAUUUUGCUAUUAUUCAAUCAUAACAGAAUGGGAAAUGUGACUCAUUACACAGUACAUACAGUGUGUGUGUGUGUGUGUGUGUGUGUGUCGCGCGCAUAUGUUGGUUGAACAUAUGGUCUGUGCGUGCACGUGUGUGUGUGUGUUUUGGUUUUAGUAAUUUUGGGGCUAUGAUUGAUUGCUCCAAUCAUCUCUAUGCUAUCAAUGAGCACAAAUGCAGAUGCACACAGUGAUUAAAGACUAGAUUUGAGACAUGCUUUUUUUGUGGGAAGGGUUUCUCAAGCACAGAACAGGGAGAUCAGCGGUUCUGGAAACCUGUCCUCUGUGUCCUGUAACAAGUGGCUCCUCAAUCAGACAGGUGCUGAACUUUAGACACUGUUUAAAACAAAAAAAAGCCCUUUGCACACUUACACCUUUUGUUGAUCCUAACCAUUUUUAAGAUGCGAAGCACCUCCUGGAUUUUAAAAGCUAGUCACUCACAUACUCAUUCAUUUAUUAAUUCACUCACAGUUAAGACUAUCUGACCCCUAGAGGCAAAUAUGAGGCAUUGUCCACUGUUGACAACGAACAGGAUUAUUUCUCCUCUCUGUGACACUGCUGAACUGUGUACGGUGCUUUACAUCUAUGACACUGUGUGUCCUUGUUUAAAGGAAUAGUCCAACAUUUUGGGAAAUAAGCUUUCUUGCCAAGAACAGUAAAUAUCAAUCUACAGCCAGCAGCCAGUUAGCAUAAAGUCUGAAAACAGCUAGCCUGGCUCUGUCCAAAGUUAACAAAAUCCUGCAAGCACCUUAAAGCUCACUAAUCAACAUAUUGUAUCUCAUUUGUUUAUCCAUACAAAAACUGUAGUGUAAAAACUACAAUUUAUUGUACUAUUUCUUGGCCGGGUGGGGUCACUUCCAUUAGAUAUAGCAUGUUAAUUAAUUACCUUUAAGUGGAUUUUGUUACCGUCAGACAGACCCAGGCUAGAUGUUUUCAGUCUUUGUGCUAAGCUAAGCUAACCGUCCAUUGCCUGUAGUUUCGUAUUUAUCGUAUAGUGAGGAGAGUGUUAUCGAUCUUCUCAUCCAACUCGGCAAGAAAGCAAUUAAGUGUAUUUCCCAAAAUGUCAAACUAUUCCUUUUAGAUAAUUUAGCAACGAGGGACUCCAGUAGUCAUCGUAGUUUUGAUUUCAUAUUAGGAUGACAAUCAUGGAUUCUUUUUUAUAUUUCAUAAUGUCUGUGAGAAAAGGCACUUUCAAGUCUCACAUGGUUGUUUUAUUGGAUAUCUUAGAACCAUAUGUUUCUACAUUUGACCGCAUAGAAGGUUAUUUGAAACUAGAACCUGCCCAGUUUUAUAUUGUAGAUCUUCUGUUAAACUGUCCAGAUGAAGUCAAGUUCUCUUCUAUACUGCCAUUCAUUUUUAUAUUUUCAGCUAAUAAUUUUGUUUUCUUUUCCUGCCAAUCAUACCUGCCCACUCCUGCUUCUUUCUGCAAUGUUUUUUGGUCUGUCUUUAUAUAUCAAAUGUCCGCUGUAUGUGGAGGAUUGCCUUGCCUGUGGAUCUCAACUGAGUUUUUUAAAGUGUUGUUCAACUGCCAGAAUUUCUUAAUUAGUGCUCAGACAGAAUACUUAGUCAAUUAAGUGACCCAAAUGACUGUGUGGGCCAAAGGACUGCAACUGAAGACAGCAGUGAAAAAGAGCAUCAAUGUGUAUUCAUUAGGACUCUAUGGACCUACAAUAGAGAACAUCCUGUGAGUCCUUGGUUGGUGUGAAGGUGAAGUGUGUUUCAGUUCUUCCAGGUGAAGACUAUGAACACACAAGCUACUAUUUGAGUACCCAUGGGAAAACAAAACGUUUGAGCUAACGGAUGUGACUAAAAGGGAAGAAGGUGAAGACAAUGACUGGAUCACAAUCACAAUUUUACAUGAUGUCUGUAUGUGUGUGUGUGUGUGUGUGUGUAUUUGUGUGUUUGCUUGUGUGAGUUUAAGUUCUUUUUUCAAAAGACAAUUUAAGUUUUUAAAUUCCGCUGGAUAUGUACCUGCCAGAGAGAUUACUAUUAGUGGGGAAAAAGAUGAAAAGAUAAAAAAAAAGCCUUGUUACAAUAUGGGAGAGAACUGCCAACAAGUACUGCUGAUUGGGGCCUAUUUUAUUCAGUGCUGGUGUGUUGUUGUGCUUGUACAUAUAUGUCUUUUCAAUCAUCCCUUUUUUCCUCUUGGGGGUGGGGUAUCAAGGCAGGGGGUGGGUCUUACUCACGAAAGAGAGGAGGUAAAAGAAUAGAGUAUUUUGUUAUUGUCCAAUCAGAGGGUGACAGUAUGUAUAUAUCUAUAUUGUAUAUAUGUGAUGAAAAUGCGUUGGCUUUUUGUGUGACACUACCUUUUACCUGUACUAUGGUUCUACAUUCAGUGUUUCAGUGUUGAUAAUAUAUAUUUGGUUUGUGUUUUAUUUUUCUGUUUUUUUGAUUUUGUCUUUGUCAUUUCUUGUAUUUUUUUUCUCCUAUUUGUCCUUUUUUUGUUUAUUGCACGGUUUAUUACUUUUGUUGUCCAAUGAGGUGACACAGCUACUCUUUGUAUUCGUUUAGUGCUGUAAAAUAACUCAAGUGUUAUUAGAAUUGUCGAUACCACCGCCCACCCCACCCCCUUCCCCAAUAUGCAUGAAUGGCACUUAAAGAAAUAAAAUAUGGUAACUUCACUGUG